This is a messenger RNA of Aplysia californica (California sea hare), 1133 nucleotides long. RefSeq names its product ORM1-like protein 2. Gene Ontology annotation, cellular component: endoplasmic reticulum membrane. Gene Ontology annotation, biological process: intracellular sphingolipid homeostasis; negative regulation of ceramide biosynthetic process; ceramide metabolic process. The coding region runs from base 202 to 663 and encodes 153 amino acids. Lineage: Eukaryota; Metazoa; Mollusca; Gastropoda; Aplysiida; Aplysiidae. The record is from RefSeq and is a predicted model, not a curated record. The transcript has 4 exons.
UAGUACUUCCGCAAAUUUUGUUGUCAGUACAGUCGUCCGUCAUUCUUCUCUGCUGUGCUGGGUGCUAUUCUGUGAAGGGUUGAGUCAAGAUAGAAGAUUAUCUGAACUUAUUUAUAUCGUUGUCAACGGAUUUUGACGCCCGCCACACUGACUUGUAUAACCUUAUCAAGGUGUUGAGAUCUCAUAUAAAAAUACAAAGAAAUGAAUGUGGGUGUAGCACACAGUGACAGCAACCCCACACACUCCUACCUCAACAGCAAGGGGAUAUGGCUCACAUACCUGCUGCUGGUGUUUGGAGUCCAUUUGCUGUUGCUUUCUGUCCCUUUCUUCUCUGUGGCUGUUGCCUGGACACUCACCAAUGUUCUUCAUGAUCUUAGUAUGUUUGUGAUGCUCCAUGUGACCAAGGGCACUCCUUGGGAAGCAGCUGACCAAGGUGCUGCCCGCACAGAGACACAGUGGGAACAGCUGGACUGUGGGGAGCAAUUCACUUCCACCAAAAAAUUUCUCACAACUGUGCCAGUGGUCCUGUUUUUCCUGGCCAGCUUCUACUCCCGCUAUGACAAGUAUCAUUUUGUGAUCAACGCUGGUGUUCUUGCCCUCAACUUAAUCCCCAAGUUGCCACAAUUCCACAAAGUCCGCCUGUUUGGCAUUAACAAGUACUGAGCUCAUCAGUCUUGAUUUUCCCAUUGGUAUUUUAUUAUUUGUUUGUGAAAAACUGGAGUAUUUUUUUUUUGUGGGUUUUUUUCCCAGUACAGUAUAAGGUUUAGCCAGAAGACUACUGAAGUCUCUGGAAAGAUAUCUCAGAUAUUCCUAAAGUGUGGGUGCCCAUGGUUGAACAUUUGCCAUUUUAUUUGAUAAACUUGCAAUCAUUUUGUCUCUGUGUUUAGAAUGCAGACACUAGUAUUACAAAUUUCAAUGUUCAUUGCAGAUAUUGAUCAGUUCCUUUUCUCCCUUUUUCUUCAAUUCUUCAUGCAAACUGAUAAUGAAAUUAUAUAUAUUUGGUCCACUGGUCAUGUGAAAUGUGCUGAUGAUGUCUCACAGUAUUUGACAAAUCGUUUUGUUUUAAUUUAUUUUGCUGUAAAGAAGCUUGUUUCUUAUUUUUAUUUUUUUUGUCCGAAAAUUUGAAACAAAAA